CUUACAAAAAAGUUAAAAAAUUAAAAGUCUCACAAUAUUGUUACAGUUUUUACUUUGUCAAAAUUUCUUCCUUGCUGCAGGUAGUUGUCGUCCCGUCUUAGCUAUUAUGUGAGAAGCUUGCUGAUCGCCUCCAACUGUUUGUGUUGUGAUCUUUCAAAAUGCAGACUGCAUCGAGCUCGUUGGCAGUCCCUAUCAUAUUAUGGGGGAAUCGUUGCCCCACUCACUGUAUAUCCAGCAUCCUGAUAUCCCCGCAGCAGGAUGUCUGCGUUACGGGCUCCCACGAUGGUCAGAUGUGCCUCUGGAACUUGAAAUCCAACACAUUCAAGGCUACGCCAAGCAGAAUUUUCGUGGGCCAUACCAGAGCCGUCACGUGUUUGGCAUGGCUUUCGCCCGCUGCCAAAUCUUUCUUCAGCUGCUCCGAAGCAGGGGAGAUGAGUUUAUGGGAUCUGGACGACUCAUCUUGCACAGAAGCAGUUACUAGCGGCUUUGUGCAUACGAUGGCUCAGGCGUACAAUUUGGUCGGGCGACGAUCUGGACAAAUAUUUUGUAAUGGCUACUAUCCAGACAUCAUGGUUUAUGAUGCUGCAUCUCUCAGCCUGCUUUUUCGAUUAUCAUCGAAAAUUAAUUCGGAUUGGAUCACGUCUGUUAUUGUGAUGAAGCCUGCCCAGUCCGCAGAUGACGUGGUGGUUGGACUGUCUCUGUCUGGCUCCAUGAAAGUUUGGACCAUUCCACCAGAUUUUAACGGUCAGGGAAGGGAAUUCAUCUUCGAAAACGAAUCUAAGCAGUUGCGCGUCCAGAAUGCUUGGACUCUUAAAUCUUGUCCGACGUUUCCACGAACUAUGUUAAUCGUUUCACCAACCACGUGGCAAAUCUACGAUGCCGGGGAUUUUUCUCUGUUAUGCAGCACGCAUGUUCCCAAGGGACUAUACUGGGGCGGCGGAGAUUUCCUUAACACGGAACAGGUGGUGAUUUAUGCCACGGAUGGUACAGCGUAUCUGUAUCGACUUCCGGCCAAACGCGUUGCGCGAGUACCGUUUCCAGGCUCGGAUGCAAACAACCAGCAGUUCCGGCGCACAGUCUCCACAAGCGAAAAAGAGUUGGGUGGCUCGCUGUUCGGAAUCCUGAAAAUUCCUAAUGCUACGCCUUUAUCCUGCGAGCCUUCAUGGACUAUUUUCCGGUCAGCUUCGGCGACUGGCGAGUAUCCUUUCCACGUGACCAGUUAUGUGAUUCGUGGCGAUGCUCGGGGCCGGAUUUCCGUAUGGGCCAUCCCAGAAUAUACCAAAGAUCAGUUGACAGCCCUCAUCAACAGUGGCGGGGAAGUCACUGAGCAUGCACCCUUUGAAAUCACCUCCAUGGACGCUGAAUGGGAUCGUUUGACCAGGCGGCAGCCUGGCAUAAUUGACCGGGCGGAAUUUGAUGAUGGCGGAUCGUUCAAAAUUACGUCUAGUCUGUACGUUUCCAUGCACGGGAGAAUGUUUUUGGGAAUGGAAGACGGUGCCAUUAUUAUGCUCCCGCUAAUGCAAAAAUUGUGCAUUCAAUUUUUUAUUGGAAAAAAGACCCCAGAAAUGCCAGUUUAUCGUAUUUUACGGGGUCACGAAGGCAAAGUCACGGCACUGUUGUAUCCUCAUCAGGAUGAUCCCCGUUAUGACCCAGGCAUGUUAAUAUCGGGUGGCAUAGAUUUCACGGUGCGUGUUUGGGAUUUAUACCAGUGCCAUCUCCAGCAUACAUUUGUAUGCCAAGCUGGCGAGAUCUUGCAGCUGCUGACACCUCCAUCUGGCUGCAAUACUCGCGUCUUGAAUAGUAUUUGCUCUAUAGCCAGCGAUCAUUCAGUCGCUUUGCUGAGUUUGAAGGAACGCAAAGCCAUCAUGAUGGCCAGUCGGCAUGUAUUUCCUAUCCAGGCGGUUAAAUGGCGUCCGGUGGACGAUUUUCUCCUGGUGCAGUGUUCCGACGGCACGGUGUAUGUUUGGCAGAUGGAAACUGGCCAUUUGGAUCGGGUGGUGCAGGGCAGCGCCGCAGAGGAUAUUAUGAAAGCAUGCGAUGAGCAGCUUGGCGAGGCGGGUGGAUUCGGUGAGGAUAUCGCGGCUAAUCCGACUUUGCAUCUCUUCCGGGCGUUAAAGCAUCGCAAUAUGGAUGCAGCGCGGCAAGCAGCCAAGCUUGGGUUGAAAAACAUGUCAGCUGCGGGUGGGAACUCUGCGGCGGCUGUUGAGGCUUGGGCGAAAGGGUUCGGUUGCCCCUUGACUGUUCAAGCUGUUCGAAGCAACUCGCUGGAUCAGGAAAACCAUCUGCUGUUAUUUGACGUUGAGGCACUAAUACUGCAAUUAUUGGCCGAAGAAAACCGUGGAGAGACCUCCGAUCCGGCCAAGGCCACCCCUCGCAUGGAGCCAAAAACCGGAUCCGAUUGGAAAUCCACAUCCGUCAUUCCGGGUGCUGCAAGUGUGACUGGUGGUGCCGAAGCAGCAAAGCCAGCAAAACACAUCGCUUUCGCUCCAGAGGGUAUGAGUAUGGCCAUGGAAGUUGCGCAGAUCCUGAUAUCAUUGCUCUAUGCAUGGGGACUGGAUCACGAAAUGGAUAAGCUCUGUGUAGAAAAACUGGGCAUGCUGCAACCAAAGCAAGCGGUUAACUAUGGCAUUAUGUCCAAGACUGGAUUCAUGACCCUUUUGCUGCCCACACCAUUGCACCGCAAAAGUAUUGAACUACCGCAGCCACAGGAACGAAUUCGCGAUAUGCUAUCCAAUCUGACACGCAAUCAUUGGUCACUAUCGUCAACGUUGACCACAGUGCAUCUGAUGACAAUCGUAUCGGUGGCUAAUACACUGAUGAAUAUCCAGAAUGCGACUUUCCACCAGGAUUACGAAAAGCGAAGAAAACUUCAUAAGCGGUUGGUCCGAAUGGACACCUCGGCUGUGACUUCCUCUGGGCUUCCCGAUGCCACACAGGGUCUGGGUGGGUAUACCACCAGUGAUGUGGCUCAGACAUUCGUGGAGCAGCAAGCUCUGAUCAAGCAAACCUGGUCGCAGUUGACGGCUAUGCAUUGUGUACUGCUGUCCGAACGCCUCGGUUACGAAAACUAUAAACCACCGGAUGUGGAGAUUCUCAUUCGGCGCUGGCAGGACCGCUGCCUGGAGAUUCGCACAGGUGCACAGGCUUUGAUCCUAUCCGAACUGCGACGCAUGGGCACUCAUGGCCGGCGGCGGCUGAUCGAGAGAUGGGCUGUCUACUUGCCGAAUUUCCAAGAAAGUGAAAAACCCCCUGUAUUCGAAGUCAGACCGAUGCCUCCCCCGGUUGCCGUGGCUGAAACUCCUGCUUCGGAGAAUGCUCCUGAGGCUGGUGGAGAUGAUGAUUUUGAGGAUCUGCAGAAUGAUCCGCUGCUUGCAACGGAUCCUAAUUUGCCCAGUAUAUAUUCAGUCGAAUACAGGAAAAAGCAGAGCGUUGCGAUUUUGUUGUUGGGUAUCAUCGGAGCUGAAUUUGGAGCGGAAACCCUAUCGCCCGUACGAACUCCAACUGGAGACAGGACGCCAACCGGGCGCCCGGACAACCUGCAGUUUACCGACCCGGUUAUUCGCCUCGUGGGGAAAGCGUUGAGCUAUAUCGUGGUGAAUCAAGACGAGAAACUGCAGCCUUAUAGUUCCUUACGACGUUCCGCUGUGGAUCUGCUGGGUCGCGGUUUCGUGGUAUGGGAACCGUUUCUGGAUGUCGGACAUGUACUGCUAUCCCUGUUACGGUUGACCCUGGAUGUGGAACGACCACCCGCAAAUCUUCCUGCUUCGGUACCAUUGACACCAGCAGCCGAUAUGGCUCGUGCUGCACGGCAAGCAUUGGACAUGAUAGCCUCAGCCCGACCGCCGGUCUUUAUUACAGUCACCAAUAUGGAAAUUACCCGCCAUAAUUCCUUAAUUCAAAGUGCGCAAACGCUGAACAUCAAUCUGAACAACGCCGUAAUUGUACGCGCUAAAGAAGAACUGCUGCGAACGUUGGAUCUGCUGAUAAAUAAGAAUCCCCAGAGUGUUGCCGAUCUUAUUGUCGAGGUAAUCGAUGUCGUAAUUCACUGCCUGGAUCCAGGUCGUAUCAAAAACAGCGGUCUCGUUGAACUGUUCCCUCCCAUUGGUCGCUUCCCAAUGGUAGCCUACUGCAAACAAAAUCGUCGGGUAGCGGUUGGAUCGAAAAAGGGUGGAGUUUUCAUUUACGAAUUGCGUGGAAUGAAAGUCCAAUCGUACAGCGGACACGGGUUGGCGGUGGCGGCCAUUGAAUUUGCACCAGACGGCAAACAUUUCGCUAGCUUUUCUCUCCGUGAAGGCAAGCUUUUGUUCUGGCAGAUUGGAGCUACACUGUUCGGGUUGGGCUCCACACAGCCGCGCUGUGUUAAAACCUGCAAAGCCAAUACGGUGCUGUGGCAGAACUGGCCUGAAUUGAAGGAACAUAUGGAAUAUCGGCUAGCACGAUUGCGCUGGAUUACUAAUAAGGACGUGUUGUGUAUGCUGAUUAAUGGGAAGGAAGAAAAGUUCUCCCUUUGAGCGGUGUUCAGCUGGUGAUUGUGUGGAACCGUUGCACUGGUAAUAAUGAAUCUUCAUGUGGUAUGCAUUCCGUUUGUGGUUUGUGAACAUGUUUUAUUCAGAAGCAGCUGUGUGGACAAUUUUUGUUUGUGAUGCUGUUGUUUUCUAAGUCUUAUGCAAAUUUAAUGCGUUUUUGAGCGACCCUGUGAAGUUUUAUUUGGUUUUAUUUGUUGUAAUUUGUGAAUGACAAUUCCGUUUUUGUGUUUAUACGGGUCUUUUAUCAGGUUUUCACUCAUGUCUUCAUAUGCAAGUUUUACAGAAAACAAAUCAGCGCUUUCGAAGUAUAUUGAACAACAGCUCUGUAAAAAAAGCAA
This is a messenger RNA of Paramacrobiotus metropolitanus, 4864 nucleotides long. RefSeq names its product WD repeat-containing protein 7-like. The coding region runs from base 159 to 4511 and encodes 1450 amino acids. Gene Ontology annotation, cellular component: cytoplasm. Lineage: Eukaryota; Metazoa; Tardigrada; Eutardigrada; Parachela; Macrobiotidae. Gene Ontology annotation, molecular function: protein binding. The record is from RefSeq and is a predicted model, not a curated record. The transcript is spliced from 17 exons.